Molecule: messenger RNA, 1314 nt
Organism: Fusarium musae
Lineage: Eukaryota; Fungi; Ascomycota; Sordariomycetes; Hypocreales; Nectriaceae
Exons: 2
Coding region: 1-1314 (437 amino acids)
Source: RefSeq, a predicted model, not a curated record
AUGCCUGGCCCUAUCCGACAGUGGCCUGCGUGGCCCGAGUACACCUCUGAGACUGCAUCGUCCUCCAAAGACCCUGAGUUCUUGGAGGUCAAGAAAGCGAUCAUCAGCAAGUAUGGCGCCGAAUUACUGCAGCGAAGCUGGUUAAAAGUCUGCAAGGAACUCGAAAAUAUCACCAAUGAGAUUAUUGAGAAGGGAAACACUAUUGUCCCCGUCUUCGACACUCAACAAAUUAUUGAAGACGGCUUCUCGCCAGAGCAAGAGGCUGAGAUCAAGAGAAUCGGCUCGUUCGUCUGUCGCAGUACUGUUCCCAGGGAAGAAGCAACAGCACUUUACUCAGACCUAAAGAAAUAUGUCGCGGAUAACAGAGACUCUAUCCAAGCAUGGCCUAAGGAAAGCCCAUCGAUGCUGGUUUUGUACAACUCACCAACACAAAACACCCUUCGUUCCCAUCCGAACCACCUGAAGCUGCAGCGAAAGCUAAAUGAGCUUUGGAAGUACUCUGCAGAAGAUACUUCACCCAACCCUCUUGUAUAUCUUGAUGGCAUUCGCGAUCGUGCACCAGGCCAGCCCUUCCUUGGGCUGGGUCCUCAUAUUGAUGCUGGAAGUUUGUGUCGCUGGGCUGAUCCAGCUUACCGAAAAGUUUACGAUGACAUCUUCUCCGGUAGACCAGAAGAUCAUGAUGCUUAUGAUCUAGAAGCGAGAAAGAAUGCCAAUCAAGAGCUUUACCAGGGCCCUGCUCACUCGACGGUGUUGCGCACGUUCCAAGGAUGGACUGCGUUGACGCCAACGGCACCGAGAGAGGGGACCAUUAUGAUAUACCCUAAUGUCAAGACUGUAAUCGCAUACCUCCUUCUCCGACCCUUCUUCAGUCCACCGAAGGAUCCCGGUCAUAUAAUGGACGCUGAGAAGUGGACGUUUGACGACUCUUCGGGUUGGUUCCCAGGAACUAUGAAGCCAGAAAGUCAGCGCUUGAGUCGGUCAUCCCAUCCUCAUCUGAGGCUUGAGGAAUGCCUUAUUCAUAUGCCAGAGGUACAACCUGGUGAUACAGUAUGGUGGCAUUGCGAUGUUUGUCAUGCUGUCGAUACCGAGCAUCUUGGAAAGAACAACGCGUCAGUAGCCUUCAUAGCAGCUUGCCCUAAAACGCCAGCGAAUGAGGCCUACGUCAAAGAGCAGCUUCUUGCUACACUAGCAGGACGGCCUUCUGCUGAUUACGCUGAUGGGAAUGAUCUGGAUGAGAGCACACUGAAGGGAUAUGUUGGCCUUCAUGGUCUGAAUGCUGAAGCGCGCAACGCUUUCGGAUUCCACCUACUGUAA